Capsella rubella is the source of this 1084-nucleotide messenger RNA. Its product is annotated as 3-isopropylmalate dehydratase small subunit 2. The coding region runs from base 160 to 930 and encodes 256 amino acids. The transcript has a single exon. The record is from RefSeq and is a predicted model, not a curated record. Lineage: Eukaryota; Viridiplantae; Streptophyta; Magnoliopsida; Brassicales; Brassicaceae.
UUAGUGAUAUACACCAACCUACCUUCCUGUCUCAAUACGCACGUUUAGGACUUAAUCCGUAAUUAAGAAUGGUAUAUUCCAUCUCCCUUCUAUAAAAUUACUCUGUUUCGUGUUGUGAGCUUCACUUACAGAGUAAGUAGCACAGAAGCAGAAAACACAAUGGCGACUUCUCUUCAAUUUCUAAACCCUACACUCUUCAAAUCCUCAAACCAAACCUCCUCAUCUCUCUCGCCAUCUCCUUUAUUUCGACUCAAUUCCACCUCCACAGCAUUCAAUUUCAGACCACUUACUUCCUCCUCCUCCUCAUCCGCAGCGAUCAUCACACGCGCCGCCGCAUCAGGCGAGUCACUAACAAGAGAGACAUUUCACGGACUCUGCUUCGUGUUGAAAGACAACAUCGACACAGAUCAGAUCAUCCCCGCGGAGUACGGCACACUCAUCCCUUCGAUUCCAGAAGACCGAGAGAAGCUCGGCUCUUUCGCGCUUAACGGGUUACCAAAGUUUUACAACGAUCGUUUCGUAGUGCCAGGAGAGAUGAAAUCAAAGUACUCAGUCAUCAUCGGGGGCGAUAAUUUCGGCUGCGGAUCAUCCCGUGAACACGCUCCGGUCUGCCUCGGUGCGGCCGGAGCUAAAGCCGUGGUGGCGGAAUCGUACGCUAGGAUAUUUUUCAGGAACUGUGUAGCUACAGGUGAGAUCUUCCCUUUAGAAUCGGAGGUUAGGGUUUGCGACGAGUGUAAAACAGGGGAUGUUGUUACCGUGGAGCACAAGGAAGACGGUAGUAGUUUGCUGAUCAACCAUACGACGAGGAAAGAAUAUAAACUGAAACCACUCGGUGACGCAGGUCCGGUGAUCGACGCCGGAGGAAUCUUCGCUUAUGCUAGAAAAGCUGGCAUGAUUCCUUCUGCGUCCUCUUCUUCAAUGAAUAUAUAGAUCGGAACUUUCCCUAGAAACGCUGCGUUGUAUUUGUUUUAUUUGUAUCCAAGACAUUGUUUUAAAACGAGCUGUGGAGGGUUUGAAAAUAAGGGAGUCUUGAAAUUGAUUUGAAGACGAGAAGUAGUUUAAUAUAAUCAAAUCUUGGGUAACA